This is a messenger RNA of Mytilus trossulus (common blue mussel), 841 nucleotides long. RefSeq names its product multimerin-2-like. NCBI's taxonomy places the organism in Eukaryota, Metazoa, Mollusca, Bivalvia, Mytilida, Mytilidae. The coding region runs from base 81 to 833 and encodes 250 amino acids. Gene Ontology annotation, molecular function: protein binding. The transcript is spliced from 2 exons. The record is from RefSeq and is a predicted model, not a curated record.
UGGAGGCUUAUUUGGUUGGUUUGGUUCUGUCUGUCUGUAUUUUGCUUGGUGCAUUUUAUAUUAAAACUGUAGAUCAAAGAAUGAUCCAAAUAAACGACGAGUUACUUAAGCAUAGAAAUGAAAUAGAGAAUGGGAAAAAAGAAUUAAAAUCAACCAGGAUAGCACUUACGGAAGUGAAAGUAGAAUUGGAAUCCACGAUAAAGGAACUUAACCAAAUGCAUGUACAAUUGGAAUCGAAAAGUAACGUACUUAAGCAAGUUGAAGAAGAAUUAAAAUCGACGAGAGAGCAAAAUAAUUUACUUCGUAAAGAAAUGAUAGAAGCAGACAAUUCCAGUAGGGCAAAAGUAGACCAAAAUAAAGCAGACGUAGCUGGGUUACGCAAAGAUUUAAAUGAGAUUAAAAAAGGUAUGGAUCAUCAUGACGAUGAAUUUUCUGCCUUUGCAGCUUCUUUAACUGUUCCUAAAUCUUUAGGAGUUGGUGAACUUGUAAAGUUUGACAAGGUUUGGACGAACGUAAAAAAGGAUUAUGAUCCCAUAACCGGCGUAUACACAGCCCCAACAUCAGGAGUGUAUCAGUUCUCAUGCACCGUUAUGACAUCAAGCGGUGGACAGCUUCGUGUCUUCUUAUGGAAAAAUGACGCAAAGACAGUAGCUGUGUAUCCUGGCCAAAUAGGCUACAAUACGGGAACUUUAAAUAUGGUCCUAGAACUUAACAAAGGCGAUAAAAUAUACAUCAAGCAAGGAGAAAGCCAGGAGAAUAGUAUUUACAGUGAACCUUCGAGUAACUUCUGUUUGUUUUCUGGUUAUCUCAUUCGAAUAAUUACAUCUAAAUGAAAUAAAAA